This is a messenger RNA of Clonostachys rhizophaga, 2067 nucleotides long. Lineage: Eukaryota; Fungi; Ascomycota; Sordariomycetes; Hypocreales; Bionectriaceae. The record is from the annotation of a GenBank genome assembly.
AUGGUAGCUCAAAUCGUAUCUGAGCACUUUAGCAUCGGCAUUGACAACACUACUGGAGCUAUUGUCAGCAUCUCCAAUCCCGGCUCGGAAGGAGACAUGAACUGGGUCAGCUCGCCUGACAACGCGCCAUGGCAACCUCUGGGAAGUCGCUGGGGCAUGGGAUACGUUGAUUUGGGCGCCGAUGUCUUGCAUAGAGCUUACUGGAAAAAUCCAUCCGUGGUCUGGAGCGAUGUUACGAGCGUCAUUUUAGAGUAUAAUCUAGGGCCUUUGCUCAUCAAAGUCUCCAGAAUUCUCAAGGAUGGCGGGAAAACAUUCCAUGAAUCAUACAGCUUCAACAAUGUGGGAACUGAAGACCUCAACUUGGAUGGCCCACAAGGGACUUCUAUUGCUAUAUUCACGCCGUUCAAUGACCACUACACCAAUACAGAGGACGCGCUUCAAAGGCGUGCACAUGCCCACGUCUGGGCUAACGGGGGUAGCAAUGCCUGGGUUAAGAUGACCCAAAUGGGUGGCCAUGGUCCGAAUCUGGGACUCGUGGUCACUAAAGGGUCGUUGCAUGGUUAUAGCAUCGAAUCUCGAGAUCGCAUCACUAUGUCGAACACCAGAGGUGUCUUUUUACUUCAUCCUAUAAUCGGUAAACUGGCCCCGAACGACCAAAAGACGAUCGGUUGGUCCAUGUUCUGGCACAACGAUUGGGGUGACUUCUUUGAGAAGUGCGCUGAACGUUCGAACCAGUUCAUCCACUUCCAUAUACGCUGCUACACUCUCGUAGGUGACGAAGUCGCUGCUCUGCAAAUGACCGGUGGUAUCAGUGAAAAGACUACUGUGAACGGUCAGAGCGUUGUUUGUGCAGGCAAGGGCCGUUACAUAGCGAAAAGCGACACCUGGAAGGGUUCUAUCGAGGUGAAAACCCCGGGCAUAGAACAUUCUGCAAAAGUCUACUUGAACAGAUUGGAAAGCGUCGAUGAACUUGUGGCAUCUCGGGUACGAUUUAUAAUAGAUAAGCAACAGGUCUAUGAUCCCGGAACCCCCCGCGAUGGCGCUUAUGCCGUAUACGAUAGCCAGGCUAAAGUCAUUUCUUCCUGGGACACCGAUAAUGACCGAAACCUGGGUCGGGAGCGUGUAGGGAUGGGUAUCUUGAUGGCCAGAUGGCUGAGAGAGCAUCCUGGCGACGGCAAAGCACGCAACUCCCUUGAAAAAUACUACAAGUUUGUGUGCGAAGAGUUGCAAGACCAGACUGGAUACGUGUUGAAUGGUCCCGGAAGCUGGGAAAAGCGGCUAUAUAACUGGCCAUGGAUAAUGCAGCUACAUAUCGCAGUAGCGCUAACGGACCUCGACACCACUGGUGUAAAUGGAGGUGAAUCUCCCUUGGAAAGGUUCGAGAAGACCAUGGAGAGUUUCUAUCAUGAAGGCGGUAGGGAUCUCUAUCCCAUUGGCCUUCCGGUGCUUGAGUCUCUAAGUUAUCUCCAAAAUUUCGGCACAAAUAAUCUUCUUGAGCGUGCCAGGAAACUGUUCUUGGAUCAUGGUCAAAGAAUACUAGAAAGGGGAGUCGACUAUCCUCCUUUUGAAGUCAAUUUUGAGCAGUCUAUCGUUGCACCCGCCGCCAUCGUGCUGCUCGAGCUCUACCGGUUUACCAAAGAACCGAAGUGGCUGGAUGGAGCAGAGCUCCAGAUGAAAAUUCUACUACGCUUCCAAGGGAAGCAGCCUGACUAUCGUCUGCAUGAUAUCGCAAUCCGCCACUGGGACGGGUACUGGUUUGGAAAGGAUCGAAUGUGGGGAGACACUCUUCCUCAUUAUUGGAGUACGCUAGAUGCUGUCGCAUUACAUCACUAUAGUUACGCCAAAGCUGAUCAGGCAUCCAAGAACAGGGCUGGCGGGAUCAUCUUGGGAAACCUGGCAUUGUUUUCUCCAGAUGGAAGUGCGAGUUGCGCCUGGAUUUAUCCAUUGUCUGUCAAUGGUCGAACUGGCCACUACAAAGAUCCGUAUGCUAAUGAUCAAGACUGGGCCCUCAGUCACCUGCUGUAUCUCAAGCAAGACGAUGAAUACGGUCAAAAAGGGCAUGAAUAG